Molecule: messenger RNA, 571 nt
Organism: Eruca vesicaria subsp. sativa (arugula)
Lineage: Eukaryota; Viridiplantae; Streptophyta; Magnoliopsida; Brassicales; Brassicaceae
Source: the annotation of a GenBank genome assembly
CAUUUUUCUCGUUGACUACUAAUAAACUCACAGUCACGACACAAAACCAUGAAGUCAGAUAGCCUCUGGAGUCGAUCAACAGUCGUCAAAACCAGAAAAACCGAGUUUCCGGUUAUCAGAUUCCUCCGUGGAUACCUCGAGAAAAUCAAGGAUAAAACCGGCGGUCCAGGAGUUGGCGGAGGUUUAGGCUGCGGCGCUGGACUCGGCAUCGGUCUAACUGGCGGGCUCGGGUUAGACGCUUCAGAAGGAUUGAACCAUAGCAAUGUGGUAUUUGGAAUCGGAAUAGGUUGCGGUAUCGGGUUGGGAUUCGGGUACGGAUUUGGAGUUGGUGGCGGAGUCAAUUUCGAUGACAUUGGAGAUUAUUUGACCUAUGAGAAGAGCUCUGGGUCAAAGUCAAAGUCCAAGUCCGGGUCGGGUAAAGGAUUCUUUUCAAUUGAUUAUUGAGAAAUCUUUGUUAAUCAUCCAUUUUUUCAGUCAAAUACUCGUACUUGUUAUCUUAUUUAUUUUGGUUUAACCAUGUCUUUCGGUUUAUGUAUCUCACUUCCGGUUUAUGUAUCUCACUUCCGGUUUA